Messenger RNA from Epinephelus fuscoguttatus (brown-marbled grouper), 8290 nucleotides. Its product is annotated as zinc finger protein 516-like. Gene Ontology annotation, molecular function: RNA polymerase II cis-regulatory region sequence-specific DNA binding; DNA-binding transcription factor activity, RNA polymerase II-specific. The coding region runs from base 1003 to 4413 and encodes 1136 amino acids. Gene Ontology annotation, cellular component: nucleus. The record is from RefSeq and is a predicted model, not a curated record. Gene Ontology annotation, biological process: regulation of DNA-templated transcription. The transcript has 5 exons. NCBI's taxonomy places the organism in Eukaryota, Metazoa, Chordata, Actinopteri, Perciformes, Serranidae.
ACCGUUUGCCAGUUUUCCUCCCCGAGUCGCGACAUUUCCGACAACACCUGAAGGCAGCGCCAGUGAAACGACAAGAGACAGGAGCGAGAGACACAGAGAAGCAGCGCGGGGAGCAGAGAGAGAGAGAGAGAGAGAGAGAGAGAGAGAGAGAGACCUGUACUGUUGUCUAACACAAGGAGAGAGGAAUUCACCACACAUCAUAAUAAUUCAGCACCGUUUUCUUCCAGAGUUGAACCCCGGGUCGCUGUUGUCAGUCGCCACACUGGAAGAUACAGUGUGUCUCCUCUUAUCUGUGCCGGAUCUGGACUCUUUAUAUUUGCUUUUUUUGGAGAGCUGCACCGGUCCUUCUUUUUUUUCUACUGUGAGUGUGUGUUUGAGCUCAGCGGUGCUUUAACUGGUGAAUGAUACACAGCAUGUGCAAGCCGUGCUAUACAGAGCUCACUGUUUCAUGACCUGGAAGCUGCUAAUAUGCUUGAAAAAUGAAGAGAAACCAAUAAAAUGAAGAAAGGAAGUGUGGUGGAAUAGCAACUCUGAUGAAAAGACCUCUCAGAACAUCCAUCCACGGACAGUGAUGACCUGGAAUUGACUGAAAACCUUCCUUUUAUUCAGAGAAAGAGAUUAGAGUUAAAUCUCACUCAUGAUUUAUUUGCUGGGGCUUAUUUACCCUGCAAAAGAGUUUACAUUUGAUGCAUGUGUCUGAAUAAAUGAUAAAGCUACAUGCAUUGCUUUCUGUGGUGCCAGAGGCACACAGAUAGUUUGAUUCACUUAUUCAUUGACAGCACUAGAUGAAGAUGGAUAGAUGGUGUUGUAUCCAGUAACUGGAGAGUGCUAAAUGAGCUGCUGUGUAAGCAGCUUGAUCUCUGGAUGAUUGAAGGCAGAUAGCAUUUUAACUGACCACCAAAGGUGCAGUAGACAUCCCUAGAUGUUUAACUGCAGAUAGCAGUAGUUUCUGUUUUUUGAGCUUGUGAAAGGCCAGGUAGACAGGGAAGUUUAUUUCGUACAAUGAAUACUAGAGAGCGUGUGGAGAUGAUGGAGACACGGGCGGGAGUUCAGAAGGAGAAGCUGAUUGGAGACCAGGUCAACCCUGGUAAAGAGGUUGAGGGUGAGGAUGACAAAAUCCCUGGGUCUUUCGACUGCAACGUUUGUGGACGCAGCUUCCCGUUCCUCAGCUCUUUGUCGCAACAUAUGAGACGCCACACUGGUGCGCGCCCUUACAAAUGCCCUUACUGUGACCACAGGGCCUCUCAGAAGGGCAACCUCAAAGUUCACAUCCGCAGCCACAAACUGGGCACGCUCUCUACCCACCACUCCAAUGAGGACGUAGAGGGUGGUGCAGAGGAGGAGGAGAUGAGUGUUUCAGAGGGUCUUGAUGGAGGUACGAGUCCAACUAAGAGCAGCUCAGCCUGUAACCGGAUGAUCAAUGGGGAUAGUGGUGAGGAGAGUCGGAGGAAAGUGCCUGGGAGGAGCAUGAAAAGAGAGAAGUCUGUUACCGACCAGAGGCCUUACUGUUGCCGACUGUGUGGCUACGAGGCCCAACGAGAAGAUCAGCUCCUGAGCCAUAUUGAAAAGGUCCACAUAACAGCAGACGCAGAGGAGGAGACCCCUGUCAAGGAAGAGGCUGUGCCUGAACCUGAUGCCAUCCAACCCCAGAGUGAUGGGACCUUCCCCUGCGAGACUUGUGGCCAGGUCUUUUCCCAGGCCUGGUUUCUCAAGUCACACAUGAAGAAACAUGCAGGGAUUCUUGACCACUGCUGUCGGAUUUGUGGAAGACGGUUCCGUGAAGCUUGGUUUCUCAAAUCACACAUGAAAACGCACAACACCAAAUCCAGGUCACGGUCAAAAGCAGAUUCCACUGAGCAUCCUGCCACCAUCAAUGACGUUGCCCAGGAUCCUGAAAUUGUCACAGGCUCUGUUACAUCCAUCUAUCAAAUGUGUUCCAAAUGUGGAAACCUAUUUCAUAACAAGGAGAGCCUGAGGGCCCAUGAUAAAAUCCAUAGUUUCGGCUACGGCAGGAAAUCCCAGAGCCAGUGCAGUCUCAGUGAUGAUGAGGACUCACCAGCUGCAAAGAGACGUUACCUUGACUACUUAAACCUUCAACCUGUUGUGAAGACCCUGGAUGAAGAGGAGGAGAAUGAGAAGAAGAUGCUAGGUCAAAGAAUCCCUGAGUUAGAUCCAGUUUGCAGCUACCAGGCCUGGCAAUUAGCUACUAAAGGAAGGGUUGUUGAGCCAGUGGAGCAGAGUUACAAAGCCUCCUGUGGGGGAGGAAGUAUGGGAGAGGAGGCUCUCGCUGGAGCUGCUGUUGUUUUUGAGAAAGAGAGCAGCCGUUAUGUCCUGCAAGGUCAAGAGAAACGCAGCUCCGGGCGCCGCAGCAGCUCUGGUUUGGGAAGCCAUGCUUCUUCAGGGGAUCGCACACCAGAGAGCCUCAGCGACUCUGAGUACCGGCCUUCGUCUCGCCAGGACCGACGGCGACCAUCUUCCUCCAAGUCUAAUGAAUGCUUUGAGUGUGGGAAGGUGUUUCGCAGUCGUCAUCAGAUGAUGGUUCACCAGCGAGUCCACAGGAAGGAUGGAGGUCGAGCAUCCGUGGGAGACAAGGAAAGAACUGCAAGAGACGAGAGAUGGGGCUCCACCAGCGACCCUGAGUCAGGCUCCCCUAGCCGCCCCAGCACCCCGGGGUAUGGAGACUCUCCACCAGCAUCUACCCUUGGAGACCAGGCCUCAGAGAUGGGUACUGCAAAUUCUGGAGAGAUUGCAGAUGAGAAGCCUUACAUCUGCAGCCUCUGUGACUUUGUCACCACAGAGUUGCAGGCCUACUUGACUCAUGUUCGUGUCCAACACCCGGCUGCCCCCGGAGACAGACCCAGCCCAAUACCCAGCCCGAGCUCCAGCUCGGACAGAGGCACCCCAAGUGGAUAUCCCAAGCUGAAGAAAGCUCUUCUCCAGGGGUUGAACAACUCUGCAUCCCCUCCAGCUUACCUUUCAGCUCGAUCCUCCCAGCUCAAUCCCAGUUUGACCCCUGUGGAUCUAUGUGUGAGGGCUGAGGGCUGCAGGGGCAUAAUCUCUCUAACCCAAGACAGAAAGAGCCUCCCUAGCCACAAGUGCUCUUUCUGCUCCCACUCCACUCGCUACCCUGAGGUACUCUGGAUGCACCAGACUGUGGCUCACCGCAUCAACAGCAGUAGCUCCAAUCUGGCUCCUAAGUGGGCCCUGAAAAACAACUCCAAGGGCUCCAGAGACAGCUUACUAUCCUUCAAGAGACGCACUGGUCCCCCGCCAGUUCUGGAAGGAAAGGAGUGUCCACCGCUGCCUCCGCUGAUGCGUGCCCAACGUACCCGGCCCCCAACCUACUCCAGUGAGGUUCUAAAGAAGAGCAGGCCAGCCAGUCAGGCAACCAUGCCAUCAUCAUCAUCAUCAUCAUUAUCAUCAUCAUCCUCUACCCCCUCCUCCUCAUUCUCCAGGGGCUCCUCAUCCACCUCAGGCAACCAAGCUGCAAGAGUCCCCGUCCGGCCAAGCAGCAGCAGCAACAGCAGCAGCAGCAGCAGCAGUGUCAGACACAUGGAGGACCAGAGUCAUCAGUCUCGCUUCAGACCCAAAGUGGACAUGUAUCCUCGGGGAGGCUCAUCAUCUUCCUCCAGCUCUUUGGAGAAGAGCACUGCUACCCUCUCACGCUCCUCAGUCCCAAGCCCCAGCUCUGCGACUGCAUCCCGUGUGUCUGACCGCUACUUAAUGCCUCAAGAGGGCCUUGGCUUCAUGCUGUCCAGCAAACAUGGCCUUGCAGAGUACAGCCGAGCUAGGGGCUCCCCUCAUCAGCCACUUCCCAACUCCCAUAGCCAGAACCGGGCCAACGCUACGAGGCCCAGCACCAUCACCCACAGCUCCACGGCAGGACACAACUACGGAGCCUCCCAGGCACAUGGAGGCACUCUGCUGAAUUCUUCCUCCUCCUCCUCUUCCUCUUUGCCGUCAGAAACUCGUGGAGAUGUGAAGCAGGAGCAAAUUGCAGAGACACCUGAGAUGCCAACUGACAUCCUGAGCUUCCUCAAAAACUACAACCCCCAUGAACUGGCUGCCCUUUACCACCGCUGGGGUGCAGCCAAUGCGCUGCUGGAUCCCACAGGGAUGCUGCGGUCUCUGAUGCGGCAGGGACAAUAUUUCUGUCAGGAGUGCGGGAAGAGUUUCAGUCAGCCCAGCCACCUGCGUACUCAUAUGAGAUCCCAUACAGGGGAGAGGCCAUUCUGCUGCCAGCUCUGCCCAUACCGAGCCUCUCAGAAAGGGAACCUAAAGACGCACGUCCAGAGUGUCCACCAUAUGCCUUUUGACAACAGCCAGUACCCAGACACAAGGAGCUUGUUGCUGAGCCAGGAGGAGCAAGGAGCGCUGGCUGCCAAACACCCACCAACCCCACAAAAACAGUAGACCGUCUGGUAGACCAGGAUCUGGACUUGGGACCAGACUAGUCAGGGAACCUGAAAACACCAUUCCUAAACAUCAGAGGACUGGACGUAGGACCUGAGACUCAUGAUAAACUUUCUGAGCCUCUCCUCUCCACCCGUCAUCCUUUAAUGACCUUAGAUGAAUUUUCUACAAUGAAGGCUCUUGUAGUUGUUUUUAUUUUAUUUUGUUUUUAAAAUAAGAAGAUAGUUAAAGCUGUGCUAGGCAAUUUUAAAAUCAAAACGUGGGGCUGCAGCAGAAGGGAGUGGCUUUUCUACUGAUUGAAAGAGUUUCUGGUGAGAAUCUGCUGUUAGAAAUUCAGGUGUCAGGUGUGCACACAAGUGGGCAAUGCUAUCCACAAAGAAGAAAUGAAAUAUAAAGUUUCUCCUCAGCAGGAAUGCUAGACACGAUCAAUCUUUUGCUUCUGUUGGUCUUCAUCAGUUCAUCGGUUUGCAAGAACGAACCAGCUGUGUGUAGUUUACAUCACCGUAAAGGAUUUCUGAAUAUAGAAGCCCUCAGAAUUCAAAGAGUUACCUUUUGCUGGCGUUUUAGAGGUACCAACACGUGAAGUUGCCUAGUGCAGCUUUACAAGAAAAGCUACAUUUUCAAUGAAAAGAAGUGGAAAAAGCUGAACUUGAAUGCAACUGCUAGCAUUUUAAUCAAGGACUGUGGCAUUGCAUGGCUGCUGUAGUCGCCCCUCCUCUCUCCCCUUUCUUUUUUUUUAGCUUUAUUGUAUAAGAGUUUGUGCAUUCCUCAGGACACCAAUCAUCAGAGAUGAGACGAGAGAGAAGAUGCUCUGCAAUUCAUCAACAGUCAAUUGACGCAUCGCAAGUUCGUUUCCCUCUGGGUUCACCAAGAUGAAGACUUGCAUCUGUGUGUGUGUGUGUGUGUGUGUGUGUGUGUGCAUGUGUGUGCGUGUGUGUGUGCGCGCGCAAGUGUGUUAAACUCACUUCCCUCCACUCCAGAGUGUAAUGUUACGAGUGCAGUGACCACUCUGAGGCUGUGUAGCUGAUGAUUAGAAGGAGGGAGAGAGUUGGAGAGAGGUAGGAUUAAAGAGGGAGAGAGAGAGAGAGAGCGCUAAUGGGGGUGUCUGCUUUAGUGCUCAUUAAAAAGAGGGUGCGUUUUUUAAUAGCCAAUAUAAAUGAGCGUACCAUUUUUAUGGCCAUUCAAUUAUUGUCCAUUUAAGAGGAAGGGACUGAGUGGAGGCAGUUUCCCUCCAUAACUCCAUCAUAUUAAGGAGUGUUUCCGACACUUCUGACUUUGAGUUAGACUGACUUCAAAACAGCGACAGAAAGACGCUUGCUUGGCUCUGCUUUGCACAGAUUAAACUCCAACCUGUGUAUUUGCGUAAGAUAAUAUGGUACUGCAAAUGCGAGCCAGCAUAGAUGCAUCAUAUUGCUAAAGGGCAACUGACUUUUCGGCCUGUUUCAAACUGGGCCCACACAGCUGCACCAAAACCUACCCAGUGUCUCUGGUAGAAGCAGCAGCACAGUGUACUUUAGCACCAAAGUUAGGUUAAUUUUUUGUGACUUUUCUAACCAUUCCUUUUUUCCUAUUAAAACCAGUUUUCCCAUUCAGGCCUUUUUAAAUUAACAGGUAACUGGUAUUUUUCAAUGUUAACCCUAUAUUUUCACGUCUUUGUGUCUAAGUGACUAAUUGUAACAGCAAUUUUUGAAAUUUGUCCAGUACUUAGUGAGACUUUUGCAGGCUGUAGUGGCAAUACAGGCUGCAAUGUAACGUUAAUAGGCAAUUGUGCACCAUCAAUAUAUGUCCAGUAAAAGUGUCUGUUUUCACAACAACAGGCUCAGAUUGUUGUGAAGUGUCUGACACCAUUUUGGAAAGCAUCCCUACAGAUGUAGACCUUUAUGUUAAAGGGUAAGAUCCUUUUUAUUUAACCAGGAACCACCCUGAAAAUGUCAUCGCCAAACCCGCCAGACUCCAUUUAAAUAAGCAGCAAUUCUAUUAUUGUACAACACAGUACAUUUAAAGUAACAGAGGCAAAAUAAAACUCCCAAAAGUCCUCUUGGUUCUUCUUUCCACUGUACCAAUGAUGGCCAACUCUGGUCUGAUUGAAACAAGCCCUUAAUUCAGCCAGUUAGAUUUGAAAUGAUGCUGGCUCUGUGCACUUUAAAAUACUGUUCAUUUAAAUGGAGUCUGGUAAGUUUGGCGAUAGCAAUUUCAAGGCUGUUGAUGGUUGAACAGAAAAAAUCUUACUCUUUAACAAGGUCAGGAUCCUUUCCAUAAUGUUGUCAGGCUCUUACUGUGAAAAUCUGAGCACUUUUGUUGGAUGUACAUUGACGGUGCAUAAUUGCCCCAAAUGAUUACACCAAUUGGUUUGGCAACUGCUGGCUGCAGCGCUCUCAAUGCUGGACCAAUUCAAAAAUUCUCGUUCCCAUUACUCAGACACAAAAACACGGCAAAAUAGGGUCCAUGUUGAAAAAUACCAGUUAAACAAUUUGACUGGCUGUCUUUGUGUUAAACUAAUGAUUGAUGUACAUUUAGUGGACAAACAUGAGAGUGAUAUUAUUUCUUAAAAUAUCCCAAACUGUUCCUUCAAAAUUGGCAGGUUUGUUAAACAGAUAAAAGUGACGUAUAAUUCAACAUGUUGGCUGUAAUAUAGCCUCCACAUCCGACAGAGCAAACAACCACAGAGAGAGAUGGAGCUGAUUUUGUUACCAAAGCGUUCAAGCGGACUAAUAAGCCAAACUCCCAUAUCAGUCAGUCUAAUUUGUUAAAUGGUGAUGUAAAGAUUUGCAUUCUUGGAGGAAAGAGCGAUGAGGUCAUAGAGAGAGCAGCCAGAGGUCGAGAGGUCAGGCUUCCAGAGAGUUCAGGUAUGAAUCCACGAGAUAGAGAUGUUUUGAAGCCCAUUGAAUUGUACAGCCGUCACAGCCUUAACACAGGUGUGUGUGUGUGUGUGUGUGUGUGUGCGUGUGUGCGUGUGAGUGUGCAUUUAUGUGUGUGUAUGUGCAUUCUUUUCAAACCUCUCAGUACUGUAUAAGAGGUUGACUAACUCCUGUGUACUCCAGCCUCCCUCUAGAUGCUUUGUAUACUAGCCUACCUCCUUUGCAAUGAAAGCCUGUUUUAAGUUCAUCGGCUGGUAUGAAGCCUGAGGACUGGUUUUUGCUAGGAGGAGAUGCUCUCUUGGUUUUCUCUCCCUCAAUGGCCUCUACAACUUAAAAAAAAAAAAAGAAGCCAUGCCUUGACACGCUGGGGAAAAGAAGAAGAAAAGCAUGGCUGUUGAAAGCAGAAUUAAAGACCAGGAGUGGAGAGACAUUUUUGUACGCAUUCAAAUCAAAAUUCAAACCAGUUAAAGAUUACGGAGCAUACAGAGUACUGUACUUCCCAUCUAUUUUGAGACCUCAGUAGUUUUUGCCAUGACGACGAAAUGGUUGCUACACCAGUGGGUUGUUGAGUUAUGCAUACAAUGUUGUGUGCUUGAAUAUGCCUAAUAAUACACAAAUGUGUAUACUGAAGGUGUGGGUAGUGAAAAUACUUGAAAUGGAUACUCUAGCCUUCGAGGUAGUGUAGUACUAAUACCAAUGUUGUACAGAAUUCCCUUUAAGAUUAACUCCUCAGUUAUGAAUUUCUACUCCGAAGUGUGACUUAGAAAAACUAUGAAGCAGGAGUGAGUGUAUGUAAUAUAAACUGUAUAUCUGUAAUCCACUCUUACCAAACCCUUAUAUACAGCGGUAGAAACCAAAUGGCAUUACUAGUGCACUUAGACUAGGUUACUGCUUUAACUGUUCUCAUUUUGUCCGAUUUUAGCUAAGGUUUCUUUGAGAAUGUCUUUUUAAUGGUGCCAGCUAACACACUUCAAUGUCAGUUAUGGUUUAGAGGCCUUUUUUUUUUUUUUUUUUUUUUU